AUAUGUUGAGUCUACUCUUAACUCGAAAUGUUUGUACCAUUACUUCACACCUUGGCUGAUGUGAGACCCUGUUUUUAUGCGGAGUGUUCUGCUGAAUGAUAGAGAAGAAGCAUGCAUCAGAGUAACAGCAGUUUGCUCCACCUGGGUCUGAGUGAGCGUCAGGAGGAUGCGGAGAGCCCAGAGCAGGCUAACCUGUCCGGAGAAUCGCUCCAGAACCUCUCGCUGGACUGCUGGCUCCAUCUCCUCUCCAGAGAGUCUGCUCCGGAGCUGUAUGGGGACAGCGCGAACAUGACGAUGCGAGUGGUCAUUGCUCUGGUCUACCUGGUGGUGUGUGCUCUGGGGCUGGUUGGAAACCUCCUGGCGCUGUUCCUUCUCCACUCCCACCACCAGUUGCACCACUCGUCUAUUGACUUCUUAGUGAGGAGCCUGGCCGUGACUGACCUCCAGUUCGUCCUCACCCUGCCCUUCUGGGCUGUGGACACUGCCCUGGACUUCCGCUGGCCCUUCGGCAGGGUCAUGUGUAAGAUUGUCAGCUCUGUGACCACCAUGAACAUGUACGCUAGCGUCUUCUUCCUGACUGCCAUGAGCGUGGCUCGAUACUGCUCCCUCGCCUCCUCACUGAGGCUAAACAGCCCCAAAAUGGCUGCGGCUCGUGCCAAGUGGGCCAGUUUUGCCAUCUGGGUGGUGUCACUGACGGUCACGAUGCCCCACGCCAUCUACUCCACCACAGUCCAGGUUUCUGCGGAUGACGAGCUGUGUCUGGUCCGGUUUUCUGGAUCUGCCUCGGGUCACUGGGACUCUCAGGUUCUACUGGGCCUCUACCAGACACAGAAGGUACUGCUGGGAUUUGUGGUUCCCUUGGUAGUGAUCAGCGUGUGUUACCUCCUCCUGAGCCGGCGCGUCAGUGGCGUAUUUGGCAGCGUUGGGGUCAUGGAGAGUUCAGAGAGGUCCCAUCAACGGCGUCGCUCCAAAGUGACCCGCCUGGUGACCAUCUUGGUGCUCUCCUUCUUCCUCUGCUGGCUGCCCAACCAGGCUCUGACACUGUGGGGAGUGCUGAUCAAAUUUGACCUGGUGCCCUUUAGUAAGGCCUUCUACAAUACCCAGGCUUACGCUUUCCCUCUGACUGUUUGCCUGGCUCACACCAACAGCUGCCUGAACCCCGUGCUGUACUGCCUGAUGCGACAGGAGUACAGGGCUGGACUCAAGGAGCUGCUGCUCAGAGUCUCGCUGUCCAUCAGGAACUUUCUCACCCUGGCUCUGAGGGGGAAGAGAGUGGAGGAGGCACCGCCUAGCAUGGUGCUUAUACACAGGGAUGUCAACGUGUGACUGACUGGAGGGCCAUAAGGAUGUUAAGGAUGCAUUUCAUUUACAAGUUUCUCAUAGUCGAGGCUGCUGUACAGGUCAGUUACAGUCAAGUUGGAAAGUAGCCUACAUGAGUAAUUGAUUAAACGUUUUCAGCUCGAGACCCAAAUGAGAAAUGUACCGUCCUCCGGCGAGCCAAAUGAAGAAGAAACAGUGUGUGAAUAUAGAUGUAUUGUAUUAACCAGAGACCCACAUGCCUAGGGCCCACUUUGGGUCAUGACCCAUAGUUUAAGAAACCCCAAUUAAUGAAUAUACUGACAUGCAUUUUCUUGAUUCAGUGGACACACACAUUAGUGAGGUAUUGUGGGAAUGGAGAGAGAUAUCAGUGUGAGACUCAGCCAGUGGGACUAUACUUUCUUAAAUGGGCAGUGCAGCUAAAAUGUGAUUUCCUUGUUUUUUGUGUAAGAGCUGUUUGAAAAAAAUCCUGAAAUGUAAUCCUGUUCAGGUGGGAUGGGACUUUGGGCCCCACAUCAUGACUUCACAAUAAGAUCUGACUAUAAUAGACCAAUAACUGUUCAUCUGGGUAAGGGGCUGGGGUCAAGAACAUCCUAUCAGCUAUUCAGGGUUGUGUAUGUCAAUAUCUUCACAUUUGUUUCCU
This is a messenger RNA of Salmo salar (Atlantic salmon), 1960 nucleotides long. RefSeq names its product relaxin-3 receptor 1-like. Lineage: Eukaryota; Metazoa; Chordata; Actinopteri; Salmoniformes; Salmonidae. Gene Ontology annotation, biological process: immune response; positive regulation of cytosolic calcium ion concentration; G protein-coupled receptor signaling pathway. The record is from RefSeq and is a predicted model, not a curated record. Gene Ontology annotation, cellular component: external side of plasma membrane; membrane. Gene Ontology annotation, molecular function: C-C chemokine receptor activity; C-C chemokine binding.